This is a messenger RNA of Paramormyrops kingsleyae, 2213 nucleotides long. RefSeq names its product coiled-coil domain containing 117 (gene ccdc117). The record is from RefSeq and is a predicted model, not a curated record. Lineage: Eukaryota; Metazoa; Chordata; Actinopteri; Osteoglossiformes; Mormyridae.
ACCAAUGAGCGUGUACCAAAAUAACAAGCUAUGAGGAAGGAGUAGCCAGCAACGGGGUUUAGCGUUGUGUUGUAUCUGAGGAGAUUUUUUUUAAUUAAAACGCAGCUUGCUUACACCGGGUAAUUUUCUUCUCAUGAAUAUUUAGAUUCUGUUAGAAAGAAGAGUUUUGCUACAUUUUUAAAUUUCAUUUCGCUUACCUGGAAACGAAAUGUGUGCAGACUUCUGUGAGAUGCACAGAUGAGAGCAAAACUUGGGGUCAGCCAUUGAUUCCAUGCCCCUGGUGCAAUAUCUGGGUGAAGGUACUUACGGCAGUGGUUGGAGACUCGGGCUCCGUAUUGACAUGCACAGGUCUGACACCUUCAGCAGUGAGCUGGGCUUCCUGCCGUCACUGUACCCCAUCCCUGGGCUGGCCCACACCUCAGACAUGAGGGUGACUAGGGGGGCCUCUGACCACAAGCACCUUACGGGGGUAUCAGUCCAAAGCUCGAGCUGGGAGAAAAGAUGUCUGAGAAAGCACAAGAGAAGAAAUGAUGAUGAUGGUUGCAGUCCCAAAAGAAGGAAGUUGACAGGCCAAGGGCCGUACUUGCCUUGGGGAAAUACCAGCACUGAGCCUGUUCAAGUAAUGCCUGCAAGCCCUCUGCCUGAACCCGCCCCGCAGUACCUAGCCUCCCCAUCUGCACUUCCCUGCACAGAAGCUGAGGGUUCCUGCAUGGAGGUAGAGGCAGCCCAGAGGCGCCUGCAGGAGAUUGAAGACCGGAUAACCCUGGAGGAUGAUGAGGAUGAGGAAGACCUGGAUGUGGAUCAAACACAGAACCGGCCAGUGUUAGUGAUGUCAGACAGCCUGAAGGAGGGGCUGCAGCAGGGCCUGGGUGACAUCCUCCCCCACACCGUGGCACAGUCAGUAAGCCGUUCCUGCAUGGAGUUGGUGUUAUGGCGCCCCCCAGAGGAGACUCUGCCACGUAGGCUGAAGGAAUCCCUGCAUAGGCAGAGGAAGCAGGCGGCGUGCCGGCACACCCCCACUCCCACCCCCACCCCCGUGCCCGCUAACCUAGAUGCCACGCUAUGUGAACACGAGCCCCCCGCCAUGUUGUUCUGUAACCCCCAGGCUCAGGGCCCUGCUGAAGAGGACAUGGAACUGUAGAGUCCUGGGGGUGUCAUUACCCCUAUCCCCUCUCAGACCGAGCAUGGGGGCCAGCCUGGGUUUUUCAUACAGACCUGGUGCUUAGAGUUAAUUGCACUGUUUUGGGCCAAAUAGAUUCCUGGCGAGCCGGUCACCAUGGAGUAUGUGCUCAGUUGUUUCUGCCCUUGUGGAAACUCCAUCCAUUUGGGCCUCCUUCAGCGUGGCAUUAUGGGGUGCAGCAGACCUGAGGGACCAUGCCAUUGAACCCUUGCACCCGUUGUUGAAAGACAAACUCUUCAGUCUGGGUUUUAAUCCAUAUCGCGUACGCUUUCUGUAAUCUCUUCAGCGACUCUGCUGUAAGUACAUUUUCACAUGCCUUUGCUUACUUCAUGCCUGGGUAAAAUGCUAUUGUGUUGGAGAGAAUAGUUGGAACAUCUGUUUAGUAUUAAUGAGGAUUUUGUAAGCUGGUUUACCACAUUCAAGGUAAGAUGUGUGAUUUGCAUUUGGUUUGCAUUCUGCAGCUUUUAAAGGUGCCCUUUACCAUUCAGCAAUCAGAUUGGUUAGGCUUAAAUGUUUAAAAGAAAGUGUUUCUAUGGGAUCUAUUUGUAGGCUAAUUUCAGUUUGUUACUGCUAUUGGAGUGAAGCAAAGAUGUGAAGCUUACUGGAAGUUAUUUGCAUUGGGUUAGUAGGCCAGUGUCUUGCACUACAAUGCAGAAAAUGGAUGGAUGGUAUUUUCUGUGGUAAUGAGCUGUAUGCCUGCCUUGCAUCUGCUUUUGUACCCUGACAAUGCUACAGUUUAUUUGCCUCUGGUUUCGAAAAUAAAGGACAGUGGUAAUUUCUCACUGUCAUAACAGCAGUGUGGCUGAAAGUGACUUUUGCACUCAAGAGUACGAUAAGCACAGUGAAGAUUGACAGUCCUUGUUCCCUUCCAAGGUAUCAGUGUGACCAUUGUCACACUGAAUAUUGAUCAUUUUUUUCAAUCAAAUUUCAGUGGCAAAAUGUAAAUACAGUACAGUGAGUUUUAAAAUGUCUUCAUUAUCAACAUGAAACUGUAUGACAAAACUGUUACCAAUUAAACAGAUAAGCACUCUAA